Molecule: messenger RNA, 3201 nt
Organism: Pseudozyma flocculosa PF-1
Lineage: Eukaryota; Fungi; Basidiomycota; Ustilaginomycetes; Ustilaginales; Ustilaginaceae
Exons: 3
Coding region: 1-3201 (1066 amino acids)
Biological process (GO): maturation of SSU-rRNA
Cellular component (GO): Pwp2p-containing subcomplex of 90S preribosome; small-subunit processome
Molecular function (GO): snoRNA binding; protein binding
Source: RefSeq, a predicted model, not a curated record
AUGGUCCGCUCCUACCUCCGCCACGCACCCACCCAGGCCUUUGGCCUCAUCGCAUCCCCUACCUCCAACUCAAUCCUCGACUCCAACGCAAAGGUCGCAUUCGUACCCGCACUCGAAGACGUACUCGUGUGGGACGUCAAAAAGGGCCUCCUCCUCUCGACCUGGCACGAGGUCGGUCACCGCUCAAAAGUCACCGCACUCGCACGCAGCCCCUUCAACAAAGACACCUUUGCCGUCGGCUACGAGGACGGCAGCAUCCGCAUCUGGUCCGCACAGUCCGCCUCCACCACCAUCACGCUCAACGGCCACAAAAAGGCAGUCACCUCCCUCGCCUUCGACAGCCAGGGCCUCCGCCUCGCCAGCGCAAGCCUCGAUACCGAUGUCAUCUUGUGGGACGUCGUCGCAGAGACCGGCCUCUUCCGUCUCCGCGGCCACAGGGACGCAGUCACCGCCGUCGCCUUCAUCCACACGCCAGUGGCUGCUUCCGAAUCAGGCCCUUCGUCCUCUGCCAAUGCUACCGCCGCCGCCUCUUCCAGCAGCUCCUCCGCCCCCGGCUAUCUGCUCAGCUCGUCCAAGGAUGGCCUCGUCAAGCUCUGGGACCUCUCGCUUCAGCACUGCGUAGAGACUGUGGUGCCCGGACGAGGCGAGAUCUGGAGCCUCGCAGUGUCGCAGGAGGUGCCGCUCCUCUCCAGCGGCUCGAAACCGACAAGGGACGGCGAGAGCGCAGACGACGUGCACGACGGCGCAGCACUCGUUCUCACCGGCAGCUCCGAGGGUGAAAUGCGGGUGUGGGAGAUCUCGGCAGAGGCCCUCAUCAACGGCAUCAGCGGGCUCAGCAAGCCUGACGACGACGCCGCACUGGCCGGCUCUGCAGCGACGACGGCGACGACGUCCAAGUUCCUCAUCCCGCGGGGCUCGGUGCCGCUUUUGAGCAACCACCGCGUCUCGCAGAUCCAGUUCUGCGGCAACACGGCCCUCGCAGGCCAGGGCUACAUCGCCGUGUCGAGCACCGACAAGGCGGUCCAGAUCUUCCGCCUCCGAACAUCGGACGAAGUGGCCAAGAAGAUGGCACGUAGGCGCAAGAGGAUGAAGGAGAAGGCCGAAAAGAAGGCCAAGGGAAAGCAGGGCGAUGCCGCCGCCGGUGCUGGUGCCGGUGCCGAGGACGACGAGGGGUCCAUCGAAGUCACCUGGGCCGAUCGCAUCGAGGCGUACACCAACGUCCGGCCGACGGCGGGCAAGCUGCGCAGCUUCAGCACCGUCGUUCCGGAGUCGACGAGCUCCAACAAGAUCGGACUCAGCCUGCUUUGCGCUCUCUCGACCAACGCCAUCGAGGUCCACAACAUCCCGCCGCCGCCCAAGAGCAAGGCGGAAAAGGCCGAGCCCAUCGAGCCCGUGCUGGCAUCUGCCCUUGACCUGCCCGGCCACCGCGCCGACGUGCGUGCCAUCGCUCUCUCGUCGGAUGACUCGCUGCUGGCCACCGCGUGCGGUGCGGGUCAGCUCAAGAUCUGGAACGUCCAGACCGGGCGGUGCGUCCGGACGCUGCCCUGCUCGUACGCGCUCAGCGUCGCCUGGCUCCCGGGGGACCAGCACGUCCUCGUCGGCUGCAAGGACGGCACGCUCCGCAGCUUCGACGUCCGCGCCGGCAUCGCCAUCGAGACGAUCCAGGCGCACGAGGGCCCGCUGUGGAGCAUCGCCAUGCGGCCCGACGGCCUCGGGUGCGUCAGCGCCAGCGCCGACAAGGACGUCAAGUUCUGGGACUUUGAGAUGCGGGCCGAGGAGAGCAGCGACGACGAGUCCGACGACGACGACGACGACCACGACGACGACACGGAACCAAAGCAGAAGCCGGCCAAGGGCCCGCCGCAGCUGGCGCUGGUGCACGUCCGCACGCUCAAGAUGACCGACGACGUCCUGUGCGCGCGUUUCUCGCCCAACGGCAAGCUGCUGGCGCUCUCGCUCCUCGACAACACGGUCAAGGUGUUUUACUCGGACUCGCUCAAGUUCUUCCUCUCGCUCUACGGCCACAAGCUGCCGGUGCUGUCGCUCGACAUUUCGCAGGACAGCAAGCUGUGCGUCACCGUGUCGGCCGACAAGAAUGUCAAGAUCUGGGGCCUCGACUUUGGCGACUGCCACAAGUCGAUCUUUGCCCACGACGAGAGCAUCAUGGGCGUCUGCUUCGAGCACGGCCAGCAGGGCGGCGGGCUGUUUGGCGGCAGGCAGGGCGACUCGCACCACUUCUGGACCGUCGGCAAGGACGGCAUGCUCAAGCACUGGGACGGCGACCGCUUCGAGCUCAUCCAGCAGCUCGAGGGCCACCACGGCGAGGUGUGGGCGGUCACGCCCGGACAUCGGGGCCAGAUGGUCGUGACGGCGGGUGCGGACCGGUCGAUCCGGACGUGGGAAAAGACCGACGAGCCCCUGUUCCUCGAGGAGGAGCGCGAGCGCGAGCUGGAGCGGGCCUACGACUCUGCGGCGGCGGCCACCUCGCGCGACGAGGGUCGCGCCAUCGGCUCGCUGGCCGACGGUGCCGACCCCGACUCGGCAGUGCCGAGCGGUCCGGAGUCGACGGCCGUGUCCAAGUCGACGGCCGAGACGAUGGUGGCGGGCGAGCGGCUGAUCGAGGCGCUCGACAUCGCCGACGCUGACAUUGCGGCGCGCGAGCUGGCCAUCAAGAACAAUGUGCCCCCGCCGCCCUUCCACGCCCUCGUCGUGUCGGCGUUCGAGUCGGACGGCAAGCGCACCGUCGACGAGGAGGUGAGCGCGCAAAAGUACGUGCUCAAGACGGUCGAAAAGAUCCUGCCCGCGCAGCUCGAAGACGCGCUACUGGUGCUGCCGUUUGACAAGGUGCUCAGCCUGCUGCGCUUCCUCGACCAUUGGGCAAGAAAGGAGUGGAACACGACGCUCGUCUCGCGCAUCCUCUUCUUCCUGCUGCGCACUCACCACGCCCAGAUCGUAUCUAACAGGGUCAUGCGGCCGACGCUCGUCUCGCUGCGCGGACACCUGCGCAACGCCCUCGCCCGCCAGAAGACGACGAUCGGGUUCAACCUGGCGGCGCUCAAGUACGUCCGGGCGCAGCACAUUGCCGCCAAGACGACGGAGAUGUACGAAAAGUCGGGUCUGGACAUGGACGAGGAUGCGGUGCGGGCGCGCAUCGAGGCCAUGUCCAAGGGCAGGGGCAAGAGGAAGCUCCAGGUCGGCUGA